Ambispora gerdemannii is the source of this 1050-nucleotide messenger RNA. The record is from the annotation of a GenBank genome assembly. NCBI's taxonomy places the organism in Eukaryota, Fungi, Glomeromycota, Glomeromycetes, Archaeosporales, Ambisporaceae.
AUGGCCUUGGCACGAACUUUUAAACUUAAUACGGGCGUGUUAAUUCCUGCUAUUGGAUUGGGAGUACCACCGGUGUCAAGAGCAAAAGAUCGCAGAAUUCCGCCUUCUUCUGUGCAAUACACAGUGCAAAAGUUUUUAAAACUUGGAUAUCGUCAUGUUGACACCGCACAAUUUAAUACAAACGAUGUGCCUCUGGGACAAGGAAUCCGCGCGUCAAAAGUUAAACGCGAAGAUAUCUUUUUAACACAAAAGUUAUGGAAUAAUCAACAUCAACCAGAAUUAGUAAAGAAAUCUUGUGAAGGCUCAUUGGAGCGUAGUAGAGUGAAAUAUUUUGAUUUAUACUUGAUGCACUGGCCUAUAGCACUCAAGGAUACAAGAAAAAAGGCUUCGGAAGCCAUAGAGAAUCCGGACAAGAAAUCUUCAGAAGCCAAAGAGAACCCGGACAAGAAAGCUUCGGAAGCCAAAGAGAACCCGGGCAAGAAAUCUUCGGAAGCCAAAGAGAACCCGGACAAGAAACCUCCAAAAUACAGAAAUCCGGUUGAAAUAGAUGAUUCUAUUGAUUUCGUAGAGACUUAUCUCGCAAUGGAACCGUUGGUAGAGUCUGGGAAAGUCAAGGCUAUUGGUGUUGCAAAUUUUGGAAUAAAACGAUUAGAAAAGUUGUUGGAAAAGGCGAAAAUUCCACCGGCUGUAAAUCAAGUUGAAAUGCAUCCAUAUCUUCCUCAAAACGAUCUCUUGGAAUUCUGUAAAUCAAAAAACAUUCAUGUAACUGCAUAUUUACCUUUUGGUGUUGCUAGUUCACCAUUAAGAACCGAUGAGGUCAUCAGGAAAAUCGCAGAUAAAAACGGAAAAACCAAACAGCAAAUUCUCGCCUCAUGGGCUGUACAACGUGGCACCUCAGUUAUCACGGAAGGAACAUCAGUUAAAAUUGUGGAAAAAGUUUUUCAAGAUUUUGUGCUUCCCGACGACGAUUUCCAAGAGAUAAAUGAGUUGAGCAAAACGAAACAAGAAAGAUAUAUCACUCGUGAAGAUUGGAACUUCGAAUGGGAUUAG